This is a messenger RNA of Capronia epimyces CBS 606.96, 1557 nucleotides long. RefSeq lists its product as uncharacterized. Gene Ontology annotation, molecular function: carbohydrate:proton symporter activity. Gene Ontology annotation, biological process: transmembrane transport; carbohydrate transport. The record is from RefSeq and is a predicted model, not a curated record. Lineage: Eukaryota; Fungi; Ascomycota; Eurotiomycetes; Chaetothyriales; Herpotrichiellaceae. Bases 1 to 1557 code for a protein of 518 amino acids. Gene Ontology annotation, cellular component: membrane. The transcript has 2 exons.
AUGAAUCCCCGUGUCGGAGUAUUCCCUGCCGUGCUUGACCGUGAUACUGUAGACUCAGGCAUUAUCGCUUCUUCGAUAGCACAGUCGGAUUUCGUCGAUCGCUUCGGCCAUGGCACCUUAUCAGACAAUACUGCGGGUGGAAUCGUGUCAUCCUUUACUGGAGGAGCCAUCAUUGGAUCCCUGUUCCUCAACCUCUUGUCUGAUCGAUAUGGCCGCCGUGCUGCCAUCUGUUUUGGCUCCUCUCUUGCCUGCCUGGGCGGCGCUUUGCAAGGCGGAGCGAACAGCGUUGCUACGGUCAUUGUCGGGCGAGUAACUGCCGGCAUCGCCGUUGGCUUACUUUCCGCUACUAUACCGAACUAUUGUUCCGAGGUCGCUCCUCCCAGGAUCCGGGGCAUGCUGGCUGGAUUACAACAAUGGAAUAUCGGCCUCGGUUUUGUCUGCGCCCAGUGGAUCGGCUAUGGUAGCUCUUUGGUUGAGGGUCCAUUCAGUUGGAGGUUUCCUCUCUCGAUCCAGGUUCUCCCGUCACUCGUACUCACCAUUGGGGUAUGGCUCCUGCCCGAAAGUCCGAGAUAUCUCGCAGAACGUGGACAGACAGAUCAGACACUUGCCGUGUUGAGAAGGCUACAUGACGACGAAGAGCUCAUUGAGACUGAGUACGUGCGAAUUGAACAGAACCUCCAAGCUGAGCGACAUUCUCGCCUGGGUUGGUUGAACAUGCUCCAACAUCCUUCACUUCGACGGCGAGUGCUCCUUGCUUGUGGGAUUCAACUUUUCACGCAAACAUCCGGCAUCAACGUUAUCAACUACUACGGACCAAGGAUCUAUGCCCUCUUGAAUUUCAGCCCUACUAAGAGUCUUCUUAUCAUCGGCAUUUACGGCGCGCUCGCACAGGUCUACAACACCAUCUGUCUGGCUUUCGUGGAUCGGGUGGGCCGGCGCAAGCUCCUGAUCCCGUCAAUGAUAGGCAUGGGAGCUGCCUUGUGUGUGAAUGCCACUCUGGCGCAUUUCUACAUCGACGGAAAUCACCAGAGUGGUGGCCGGAUGGAAAAUGCGCUGAGAGCCUGUGUGGCCAUGAAUUUCGUCUUCUCGAUCUUCUUCACCAGUCUAGGUUGCAUCAGUUGGAUCUUGUGCAGCGAGCUGUUCCCAACGGCAAUCCGAGCCAAAGGCACAUCGUUAUCAACAUUCACAAACUGGUCGACUAACCUCAUCGUCGCACAGUGCUCGCCAAUUGCACUUUCGAGGAUGGGAUACCAAUAUUUCUAUGUAUUCACCGCCUUCAACUGGGUUGCGACUGUGGUGGUGUACCUGUUUUACCCAGAGACCCAGGGACACAGUCUAGAAACGAUGAAUGAACUGUUCGGUGAUUUGCAGAUGCGCCCUUCUACGGUGUACUCCAGCGAAAAUGUCCAGGUUCACACUAUAUAUUCAGUGAAACGCAUGAUUGGAAAGGGCUCUGGGUCAGGAAAUAUAGGACCAGGCGCUGCUACAAUGCUGCAUGGCCCGUCGCCCGUUCAUGGGGAGGCAGCUUCUCAAUGCCGGCAGAUUGAAUCAGCUUGA